Plectropomus leopardus (leopard coralgrouper) is the source of this 3396-nucleotide messenger RNA. RefSeq names its product ring finger protein 31 (gene rnf31). Gene Ontology annotation, molecular function: ubiquitin protein ligase activity; K63-linked polyubiquitin modification-dependent protein binding; K48-linked polyubiquitin modification-dependent protein binding. Gene Ontology annotation, biological process: protein linear polyubiquitination. NCBI's taxonomy places the organism in Eukaryota, Metazoa, Chordata, Actinopteri, Perciformes, Serranidae. The record is from RefSeq and is a predicted model, not a curated record. Gene Ontology annotation, cellular component: LUBAC complex.
AUGCCGUCUCUGUCAGAGCAGCUGCAGGAGGUGCGGAGUCGGGCUGAGGUGUGUCUGUACUCAGGUGGCAGGGUGGUGGAGGUGCGGGUUGGGGUGAUGGCUAUGGCUAAUCUGCCCCUACCACCCUGCUCCAAAUACUGCCACAUCGCUGCAGAAACCAUGGUCAUAGAAAACAGCUUUGGCAGCAACAGGAAGGAGACCCUUGCAUCUCUGCAGCGCUUGUCGACAGCACUGAACAUCCUGGAAAAGUAUGGCUGUAAUCUGACAAAUCCCAGCAGGCCAAAGUACUGGAGGACCGUGAAACACAACAACCCGGUGUUCCGAGCCACUGUCGAUGCUAUUCAGGGAGGACGCGCAGUGCUCUGUCUCUAUGGUUACUCCAAUCAGCAGCCAGACGGGCUCAGCUUCCCCGAUGAUGUCAUGGAUCCUGAUGUGGGCCGAGUUGCAGCUGUAACACUGGAAGUGAUGAGCCUGAGGAUGGAGCUAGAAAUGCUUAUAAAGGAGGCUCAUGCCCAUCCAGAGUUCUAUGAGAGAAUCAUCCCCACACUAAGACACAAGGACGUGGGUCUCAACACUGAUGCCGUGGUCUGCCACUUCUCCUCCUCCUCCAACCGUUCAGACGGUCAGACCAAGUCUCUAGCCUUUCCCCUCCACCAUCACUCCUCCAGAGACAGCAGUCACAGCCUGUCCCUGUCCACAAAUCACCAAAUUCUCAGGUCCAUUCAGGUCUUUUCCACCUCCUCAAACAAACACCCAGAGAACUGCACUAUCUGUGGAAUCUUCCGGAUCUCUGCCCACUGCCUCACCUGCCUCCAGGGGCUCUGCUCAGAAUGUGACAGACUAUACCACUCCUACCCAGAGAGGGCCAACCACCGACGGACCGCUGUAUCAUCAUCAUCCUUGUCAUCAUCUUCCCAAAACAGGAGCAGUCACAGUUCUUCCACCUGGUCUUGCCUCCACUGCACCAAAGUCAACUCAGUCCACAAUGUGCUGUGUGAGGAGUGUGAGCGCCCUCGUUUGGAACUGAUUGGUUCGAAAGCUGAUGACUCUCAGCCAGCCACCAUCACCGAGUGGCAGUGUAAGAGCUGUACCAUGGUGAAUGCAGCCAGCAGUAUUCUGUGUGAAGUGUGUGAAAGACCUCGCUUGGCCACACGACCUCCAGUGACCCCGUCCCACCCACCGAUCACCCCGCCCAGGCCACCAGCACCAGUGCUGGGCAUGCCUGGUGACCCUGACAGCCAGUGGGUGUGUCAGUUCUGCACCUAUCUGAACUACUCUCCAGCUACAGUGUGUGAGAUGUGUGACCUCGCCCGUCCAGAACCUGCACCUCUGCCUGUGAAGCUCCGCCCUCCCUCUCCUGUCAGACGGGUCCCCGCCCUGCCAAUCAAACCCAAAGAGCCCGCCCCUGAGGACCUGGACUCCUGGAGGCAGAGGCUGAUGAAGGAGGAGGGCCUGAAGCUGAUUCAGCUGAUCAGAGAUGGGGAGAAAAAAGGAGUGAGUCCAGAGGAGGUGUACACGAGCAUGAGGGUAGCAGGGGACAGCAGCAUCCUGCCGUGCAAGUGGUUGAAGACGGAGCUUCCUCUGCUGUUAGACCAGAUCAGGAUGCUGGUGGCAACAUCUUCCCUUAAGUCUGUCUCUGACAGCACCACAACGCAGCGCAUAAGCAGGUCAUGUGGAGGUCCUGCAGAGGAUGCUGGGAAAGAGAUGGACCCAGCAGAAAGUGAAAGCGUGGUCCAGUUGUCCAGAGCAGAGGCCAAGCAGGCCUGGCUAACAGCAGGGGGCGACACUGAGAGAGCUGCCAGACAAGCUCUGAGGGACAGACUCGCCAAGGUGAAGGAGCUGAGUGCACUGGGAUUCAGUGAGGAGGCUCUCUGUCAUGAUGUUCUGAGGCAGAGUGGCGGGGAGGUGAGAGGGGCCCUAGCCCUGCUGCAGCGACCCCUGCUGGAGCCUUUUCACAAGCGCAUUUGGAGUGACAAGCCUGAGCCUCCAGUAGACAUCCAUCACCCUGACAAACAGCGCAUAUGUCGGAGGUUACUGGCGGUGUACAAUCUUCCCAGCUGGGGUCGCUGUGAGCUGGCACUGUCACUGCUUCUGGAGCACAGCGCCCCUUACUCACUGGAGGACGUAGUGCAGGCUGUUCGAGAGUCCCACGACAGGGAGUUCAUCAAGAGAGUGCUGGCUAAAGAGUGCCCCAUCUGCCUCUCUGUCUUCCCCCACAGCAAGAUGCAGUCUCUGACAUCCUGUCAGUGCUCUGUGUGCUGUGGCUGUUUCCAGCAGCAUUUCACCAUCGCUGUAAGGGACAAACACAUCAGAGACAUGGUGUGUCCCGUCUGCUGGGAGCCAGACAUCAACGACCCCGAACACCUCAACAGCUACUUCUCCACCCUGGACAUCCAGCUGCGAGAGUGUCUGGAGCCAGAAGUCUAUGAGCUGUUCCAUAAGAAGCUGACAGAGCAGGCUCUCAUCAAGGACCCCAAGUUCCUCUGGUGCUGUCAUUGUUCAUAUGGGUUUAUCUACGAUGGCGAUCAGCUUAAAGUCACCUGUUUCCAGUGUCGCAACAGUUUCUGUGCUCAGUGUAAAAGGCCUUGGGAGUCUCAGCAUGCAGGCCUGUCCUGUGAACAGUACCAGUCAUGGAAGAGAGAGAAUGAUCCCGAGUAUCAGAGACAGGGCCUGGCUGGGUACCUCCGAGACAAUGGCAUCACCUGUCCCAACUGUCGCUUUCAGUAUGCGCUGUCUAAAGGAGGCUGCAUGCACUUCUGCUGCUCGCAGUGUCGCUACCAGUUCUGCAGUGGCUGUAACAACCCCUUUCACACUACCUGUGCAGUGGACGAGUGCAGCGUGUCUGGAUUACAUGCCCAUCACCCCAGAGACUGCCUCUUCUAUCUGAGAGACUGGGAACCUUCCAGGCUGCAGGGUUUACUGCAGAAUAAUGGAGUGGCCUUCAACACUGAGCCUCCUCCUGGGACACAGACAGGUCUGUGUGGGGUGAUAGAGCAGAAGGAUGAGGGAGGGCAGCAACCAGAUUCAGCUUGUGGAGCUCAGACCCAACCUGGACAUGCUGGACUCUGCGAGAAGCAUUACCGGGAGUACCUGGUCAGCCUGAUAAACAGCCACUCCAUCGACCCCGCCCCCCUCUACAGCUCCAAUGAGCUGCUGUUGGCCUGCAGGAGGUAUAAGGUGGACGACACCCGCAGGGACGGAGAGGACGGCUUCACCUACUACAGCAAACUUCUCGAGAAACUGAUGGAAGAAGUACCCCUUGGUGACAAGGUGCCACGCAAGAAAUAAUCAAUCAUUGCCUGUUUCCUGCACUGAUCAUCAUAUCAACUCAAAACUCAGCUUCAAGAGACCAAUUAGCAACAAUUUCCUUUAAGUUUUACGUCUGUAGAUGUUUAC